AUGGCGAAGUUUGAUGGGCGAGAUCCUGGGCCACCUCCUCCGGAUACACCAGAGCCUGAGCCCGAGACUGAGGAGCUGACACCAGUGGAGCCAGCAGCUGAAGCUGGCCAGGCAAACGAGCCCCAAGAGCAUACAGCAGCAGAAGCCACAGUUGAGGAGGCCACAGAGCACAUAGUUAAGGAGCCAGCAGAUCACAUUGUUAAGGAGUCGACAGCUGUAGCUGAGCCAAGAGCUGAGACAGCAUCAGAGCCAGCUGGGCAGGCAUCUGAAGAGCAUAGAGCUGAUCCCGCCACCCGUCCAUCCAGCGCCAUCAUUGUCUACCACCGUCAUCACCACCCACCACCGCCAGGCGGUGGAGCUUUGUAG
Arachis duranensis is the source of this 366-nucleotide messenger RNA. RefSeq lists its product as uncharacterized. NCBI's taxonomy places the organism in Eukaryota, Viridiplantae, Streptophyta, Magnoliopsida, Fabales, Fabaceae. The transcript has a single exon. The coding region runs from base 1 to 366 and encodes 121 amino acids. The record is from RefSeq and is a predicted model, not a curated record.